Messenger RNA from Striga asiatica, 630 nucleotides. NCBI's taxonomy places the organism in Eukaryota, Viridiplantae, Streptophyta, Magnoliopsida, Lamiales, Orobanchaceae. The record is from the annotation of a GenBank genome assembly.
AUGGCGGCUUAUGCAGCUGUGCUUUCUCUAAAGCAUAGCAUAGACCAAAUCCAAACUCAUCCUUCCCCUCCAAUUUCUCUCCACUUUACACAGCUUCAAUUCCUUACCGAAAAACUCAUUUACUUGCAAGAGUUUCUCGAGAAUCAUGCAAUUGAUGUAGAGGGUUUGGAGGGUGGUAUAGCCGACGCUGCUUAUGAAGCAGAGGAUUUAAUCGAAUCCCAUAUUGUCCAUCAAAUUCAAGCUGCAAAUGCCACUAAUGAGGGCAAAUUCAUCACUUUCAUUAGAUUCUUUCGAGGCUUAUGCAAAACCCCGACCCCGAGUCAUGAAGAAAAUUUAUUAAGUCCCAUUGAAUUGUAUCAUGGUCUAGAAAAAGUGAUGCAAGACUUGGAUUUGAUCAAGGGAGACCUUGUGGAGAUUAUGAAGCAGAAAAGAACGCAGGUGGAAAGAAAUUAUUCUACGCCAGCUGGCCGGCCGAGAUCUCCUCCCCGAACGCAAGCUGCCAUGGUGGGUCUCGAUGAUAUCUUGCUUGAAGCCUUGGAUAAGCUGACUGGACAACAAUCGAGUCGCCAGAUCAUCCCCAUUGUUGGCAUGGGUGGAAUUGGUAAGACCACUCUUGCUAAGAAUAUAUAU